Messenger RNA from Acaulospora morrowiae, 1005 nucleotides. The record is from the annotation of a GenBank genome assembly. NCBI's taxonomy places the organism in Eukaryota, Fungi, Glomeromycota, Glomeromycetes, Diversisporales, Acaulosporaceae.
AUGGUAAAACUUGUUUCCAGUUCACUUGGAAGCGCACAGGAUUUACAUGUUAAAUAUCACUUGAAAUUAUUAGCACAUUCAAGUGGAAUAUGGUCGGCUUGUUGGUCUCCAAUCGGUAAUGUUAUAGCCACCGGUUCUUUGGACAAGACCAUUAAAGUUUGGGAUCCCGAAACCGGAGAUUAUUACCGAACUCUUCAAGGACACAAUUUAGCAAUAAUGUCGUUGGACAUUGAAUCUAGUGGACAAGUUCUCGUGUCAAUAUCCUUGGAUAAUACGAUCAAAAAAUGGGAUGUGAAUAAUGGAGGAUUAGUCGAAUCCAUAUCUGUUAAGCCUGGUGAGGCGUGGAGCGUUCAUUUCGCACCAGAUGGGCAACGUUUUGCUGUCAGCACUCAUCAAGGAAUGAUCAAACUCUACGAUACUGGUCUUUAUGGGUUGAACACAGCUGAACAAGCCACCUAUACGUCCGAGGGAAAAUUCGGAUUGUGCGUUAGAUUUGUAUCCUACUUUAGCCUUUUGCGACAGUCCUGCGGUGAAGUAUUGUUGAUGGAAACAGCAACUCGAAUUAUCAAGAGUCCCGAUGGUAAAUAUUUAGCUCUCGGUACUGAGAACGGAUGCAUUUAUUUGUUUGAUGUGGAAACCACAAGGAAUAUUCAUAAGUACACAGGUCACACCGGUUGUUCUAUAAGAACACUUGAUUUUACCCCUAAUUCAUCUUUAUUAUUGUCUGGGUCCGACGAUGAGACGAUAGACAUAUACGAUGUACGCCAUUCUAAUCAUAUUGCUAAAUUUACGGGACAUGAUGGAUAUGUUUUGAGCGUAGCUGCGGGAGAUAACACGCAUUUCGUUAGUGGGUCUACGGAUGGAAAAGUAAAACUAUGGGAUAUAGGAUCCAGGCAAUGUCUAUCUACGGUUGGUGAGCACAAAGAUCAGGCAAGAGAUUUUCUAUAUAGAGGUCACGUUUGGGGAAUUAUACUUUCCGCGAACUUACCAUUAUAUCUGAUAUGA